GGUCGGGAAGUAAUGGCGCUGGAGGUUCGCAGGCGGCUCUUUAAAAUCCUCAUGCGCUUCGGCGCCAUCAUCCUGACCCGCUUCCCGUUCUGGAACUGCUUCAGCAUGUUGAUGCUGUUCGCGGAGCGGGCCGACCAGCGCAGGAAGCCAGAUAUUCCAGUGCCAUACCUCUAUUUUGAUAUGGGUGCUGCAGUGAUUUGUGCCAGUUUCAUGUCUUUUGGAGUGAAGAGAAGGUGGUUUGCUUUGGGGGCUGCCCUCCAAUUGGCUGUUAGCACAUACGCGUCAUACAUUGGAGAACAAGUCCAUUAUGGGGACUGGCUGAAGGUGAGAAUGUAUUCCAGAACUAUAGCUGUCAUUGGAGGAUUUUUGAUUUUAGCAAGUGGUGCUGGUGAAGUUUAUCGGCAAAAGCCACGGACCAGGUCGUUGCAGUCUACUGGGCAGGUGUUUCUUGGCAUCAACCUUAUUUGUGUGGCCUACUCCCUGCAGCACAGUAAAGAGGACCGUCUGGCCUAUCUGAACCACAUCAUAGGAGGUGAAAUUACACUCCAGUUGUUGUUUGUACUAUAUGCUGUACUGGCCUUGUCUUUCCUCUCUGGCUAUUGUGUACGGACUGCAGCCCAGAUACUGUCUGUUCUUAUGCCUCUUGUAGUUCUCUUUAUCGAUGGCAAUGUGGGCUAUUGGCAUCAUUCCCGCCGGAUUGAAUUCUGGAAUCAAAUGAAGCUCCUUGGGCAGAAUGUGGGCAUUUUUGGUGCUGCUAUAAUUUUGGCAACAGAUUGUUAAUACUUUUAAACGUGGGGUUCUUUAAUGCAUGGCACAAAUGAAGCAACUGCCUUGUACUGCUAUUUAUUUGACUUUUUUAAAUGUAUAGGUUCUUAAAUAUAUUUUCACUAUAGAUCAUUUUCUUGGACAGUUCUGUAGAAAACAAAACUUGUGUAUGAACAAUUGUUUGGAUGCUGGUGAAUCUCUGAGGGCCGACUUGGUGGAUGUAUGCUUCUAUGGCAGUGCUCACUCUCUAGGUCCAUAUGCAGAGAAAUCGAGAGCUGCUUUUGGCAGGUCAGCUUUCAUGCCAGGAGUAUAUGUUUGGAAACGUAGCCCACUGUUUUAUUGAUCUCCUCCUUUUUCACUGAAUUCCAAUUUGAAUAAAUUAUUAGAUCUAUGUGCUGCAUCAUGAAUGAUAUAAAAGACCCAGAAUUUGUUACAGUGUGAUAUCCUAUGAGUGGUGAAAUUUGUUGUGUAUUCAUUUAUUCUCCUAGCAAAAUAAUUUUGAAAGGUUUCUCUUAGCACCGGUAAAUUGACUUCUUUCCACCUUUAAAAUUCCCAACACUUUUUCCUAUUUCUUUCCCAUCAUGUCUCAGUUAUUCAUGCUGGCAAGCUACACUGGAAAUGUGCAACUGAGGUCCCAGCUGAUCUAGCUGGCAACUUCGAGACUACUUUUGUGUAAGGUCAGUGGGUUUCCUACAGAGCCAGCAGGACAUUUUGAGAACAUUGUUCUUUUAAAUGUCAAGUUUAUUUUCCACCACAAUGUCACUGGUAUCCCCAGCUGCACAGUUUAACAAGGCAGUGCAUCCAUCAGGUUCUUCAGAUCUGGAGUAGCUUAAGUAGAAUUGAAACUCUAUCUGAUCCAGAAGGAUUUCUUUUUUAAAAUGGCCCAUUUUAGUUUUGUAGCUGUGUUGGCAGAUCAAUGGUGAAGCUACCAGAAAAUCAGCUUUGCAGGGCAGGUCCAUAUUCUUCUUCACAGCAAUAUUAAUUUUGGUUUUUAGAUGUGGUGCAUAGCUAAUGUUCCAGGUUUUUUGCUCUUGCUAAUCUUUUAGUUAAUUUGUAUGACUUUUUCACACUCAUCUCAGAUUUCUGAGUCCUUUAGGUUUUACAGCAUCUGUUUCCUUUGACAAAUAAUAAAACAGUUCCCUGUGAAGGAAGAUCAGUUUUUAUUUUUAAAAUAUAAAACUGCAUAUCCUAAUCUAAAAAGUUUCUUAAGAGACUGCAACCAUGAAAUCCUUUGUCUCCAUUUUUUUUUUCAGUGAAGCAGUAAUGGGAAAAGCUUUGAUAAGAUCGAAAAGUAUUCCUCCCGAAGUAUGACAAAUCAUUGGGAACUUUCAUUAGUUUUCAGACUAACUGUAAGCUCUCUUUAUUUUCCCUUUAGCAUCCCUAGUUUCCCACCAAGCAUAUCAAUGUGGAGAUUGUAUAGCUCUUCAAAAACAUUUAGUGACCAAACAGAUUCAAAUUAGAAUUAAAACAGUAGUACCUUAGUGAGAAAGGAGGGGAUAUUUUGUGUUCAGCUAUAUUACCAUUAGGAAUUUCAGAAUUAUUAAAAUGAGUUGCGGAGUGCUGGAUUUUGUCAUAGUUUGUUCCUGUUAAUCUUUUGAGUUUUUUUGUUAGUAAAAUUCUUAGUUCUAUCUUUUUCCAUUGCAGUUAUAUUUAGCAUUG
Hemiscyllium ocellatum (epaulette shark) is the source of this 2424-nucleotide messenger RNA. It is a transcript of the gene tmem101, whose product is annotated as transmembrane protein 101. The transcript has 4 exons. The record is from RefSeq and is a predicted model, not a curated record. Gene Ontology annotation, biological process: positive regulation of canonical NF-kappaB signal transduction. The coding region runs from base 13 to 780 and encodes 255 amino acids. Lineage: Eukaryota; Metazoa; Chordata; Chondrichthyes; Orectolobiformes; Hemiscylliidae.